Molecule: messenger RNA, 2772 nt
Organism: Haemorhous mexicanus (house finch)
Lineage: Eukaryota; Metazoa; Chordata; Aves; Passeriformes; Fringillidae
Gene: KIFAP3
Product: kinesin associated protein 3
Exons: 20
Coding region: 113-2497 (794 amino acids)
Biological process (GO): microtubule-based movement; cilium organization
Cellular component (GO): ciliary transition zone; kinesin II complex; axoneme
Molecular function (GO): kinesin binding
Source: RefSeq, a predicted model, not a curated record
CUCGCGCUCUCCCUGGUAACGAGCACCGCGCGCGCGGGGCUGCGCCCUGCCCGAGCCGCCGCCGCCCCCCCCCCCAUCCCCUCACGGCCCCUCACGGUCCCUCACCGCCGCCAUGCAGGGCGAGGACGCCCGGUACCUCAAGAGGAAGGUAAAAGGAGGUAACAUAGAUGUGCAUCCAUCUGAGAAAGCCCUCAUUGUCCAUUAUGAAGUGGAAGCAACGAUUCUGGGAGAGUUGGGAGACCCCAUGCUGGGGGAACGCAAGGAAUGUCAGAAAAUAAUUCGGCUGAAGAGUCUUAAUGCAAACACAGACAUUGGUUCCCUGGCUCGAAAGGUGGUUGAAGAAUGCAAGCUCAUUCACCCCUCCAAGCUUGGAGAAGUAGAGCAGCUGCUGUACUACCUGCAGAACCGCAGAGAUUCCUCAGCAGGAAAAGAAAAGAAAGAGAAAACCAGCAAGCCAAAAGAUCCACCCCCAUUUGAAGGAACAGAGAUUGAUGAAGUUGCCAAUAUCAAUGACAUGGAUGAGUACAUUGAGUUGCUGUAUGAGGACAUUGCUGACAAGGUGCGUGGCUCUGCCCUCAUCCUGCAGCUGGCCAGGAAUCCUGAUAAUUUGGAAGAGCUGCUUAUAAAUGAAACUGCCCUGGGUGCAUUGGCUAGAGUGCUGAGGGAAGACUGGAAACAAAGCAUUGAACUGGCUACCAAUAUAAUUUACAUUUUCUUCUGCUUUUCGAGUUUCUCUCAAUUUCAUGGGAUAAUCACACACUACAAAAUUGGAGCUCUAUGUAUGAAUAUCAUAGACCAUGAACUGAAGAGACAUGAGCUUUGGCAGGAAGAACUUGCUAAAAAGAAGAAAGCUGUUGAUGAAGAUCCUGAAAAUCAAACCCUGAAAAAGGACUACGAGAAAACUUACAAGAAAUACAAAGGGCUGGUUGUCAAGCAGGAACAGCUGCUUAGAGUUGCAAUUUACCUGCUCCUAAACCUCGCUGAGGAUACUCGCAUUGAGCUGAAGAUGAGGAACAAGAACAUUGUGCACAUGUUGGUGAAAGCACUGGACCGGGAUAAUUUUGAGCUGCUUAUCCUCGUUGUAACCUUCCUGAAGAAACUCAGCAUUUUCAUGGAGAACAAAAAUGAUAUGGUUGAAAUGGAUAUUGUUGAAAAACUUGUGAAAAUGGUACCAUGUGAACAUGAAGACCUGCUGAAUAUCACUCUUCGACUCUUGCUGAACCUCUCCUUUGACACAGGCCUGAGAAGUAAAAUGGUCCAUGUUGGUUUGCUUCCCAAACUCACUGCACUCCUGGGAAACGAAAAUAACAAAAAAGUAGCGAUUUGCAUUCUGUAUCACAUCAGCAUGGACGAUUGCUUUAAAUCGAUGUUUGCAUACACAGACUGUAUCCCUCAGUUAAUGAAGAUGCUUUUUGAAUGUCCUGAUGAGAGAGUUGACCUGGAACUUAUUUCUUUCUGUAUUAACCUUGCUGCCAACAAAAGAAAUGUGCAGCUUAUCUGUGAAGGAAAUGGUUUAAAAAUGCUCAUGAAGCGAGCUUUGAAGUUUAAGGAUCCAUUGUUAAUGAAGAUGAUCAGAAACAUUUCACAACAUGAUGGGCCAACUAAAAGCCAGUUUAUUGAAUAUGUUGGUGAUUUAGCAGCUCAAAUAUCAAAUUUGGAAGAUGAAGAAUUUGUGAUUGAAUGCCUGGGAACACUUGCAAAUUUGACCUUACCAGAGCUGGACUGGGAACUUGUGCUGAAGGAAUACAAACUGGUUCCAUAUCUCAAGGAUAAGUUAAAACCAGCAGGUUCUGCUGAGGAUGACCUUGUUUUGGAAGUGGUGAUCAUGAUUGGGACAGUGUCCAUGGAUGACUCCUGUGCUGCUCUGCUGGCUAAAUCUGGGAUCAUCCCUGCCCUCAUCGAGCUGCUGAAUGCUCAGCAGGAAGAUGAUGAGUUUGUCUGCCAGAUCAUCUAUGUGUUUUAUCAGAUGGUGUUCCAUCAAGCCACCAGAGAUGUCAUCAUCAAGGAAACACAAGCUCCAGCGUACCUCAUAGACCUGAUGCACGAUAAAAACGCCGAGAUCCGCAAGGUCUGUGACAACACCCUGGAUAUCAUAGCGGAAUAUGAUGAGGAAUGGGCUAAAAAAAUCCAGACGGAGAAGUUCCGAUGGCACAACUCGCAGUGGCUGGAGAUGGUGGAGAGCCGGCAGAUGGACGACAGCGAGCAGUACCUGUAUGGGGACGAUCCCAUCGAGCCCUACAUCCACGAGGGGGACAUUCUGGAGAGACCUGACCUCUUCUAUAAUGCAGAUGGGCUGAUGGUCCCUGAUGGAGCGGUGAGUCCGGAUAUCUUCGGGGAUUACCAGCUGCAGAAUGGAGACCUGGUUGGGCAGCAUCCCUUCUCUGGCAACAUUGGAGUGGAUGGCUUUGCUCCGAGCGCGGGGGGGCCCGGGCGCCCGGCAACCGCCUACGGCUACCGGCCAGAGGAGCCCUUCUUCUACGGCUACGGGGCACGGUGAGGGGCCAGCAGCACCUGCCUGCUCCUGCAUGCUGCACCACCGGGCUCCAGCACUCUGUAUCCUUUGGCAUGUGUGGCUCCACGUACAUUUAGCCUUCCUGGGUCCGGUGUGUUAGUGACAGUGUUUACUCUUGGGUUGCCCUUUGUUGUUGUUAUUUUUGUACAGUAACUGUGACUUGAAAGCGGGAAUUGGAAACUACUGGACUGGAAAGUGUCACAUUAUGUAUAUUAAGCUACUAAUUUAAUUUCUAUUAAAUAGAAAAACCUGUGUGGUCA